AUGCCUGCCAAAUCGACCUCCAGUAUGAAGAAAGCCUCCCUGGAUGCGUUGCCAGACCACUGGUACCUCUUCUUCGGAGUGCUCGAACCACUCAGCGUCCUCGCCGGAGCAUGGUACGCACUUGUCCUCCCGGAACGGUACAACCACGAACUUAUCCCACCGGCUUUCUUCCCAGCGAGCACGCUGCAGAACUCGCUCCGCCAAGCAGGCGUGCUGACAGAUGCAUCGCGCAUGGCGCUUGGCCAGCUCGGCAGCUGCUACCUGCUCAUCAUGCUCAAUUCCGCGUUGAUGUUCUAUGCGCUAAGGAAAUUCUUGCGAGGGAAGAACGAUGAGGUGCUCGAAAGGGUGGUGAGGUACUUGAUCAUUGUGCUGGGGGUUGCUGAUUGGACACACAUCGGGUUGACGAUCUACUUGCUGCCAAAUGGUCCUCCGAUUAAGAGCGGGCUGGUGAGCGUGCACAAGGCGACAGUGCUGCACAAGUUUGCCCUGCUUGCCAAACCAGGUAGCUGGAACAGCUUGCUGUUCGGCAACAUCAUCAUCACGUUCAUCCUUUUCUGCUUCCGCGCCUUGUGGUGGAUCGGUGUCGCUCGAGGAAGCCCCAUCGCUGCAGCGGCCAAGUCCAACCUCAAGAAAGCUUGA
Messenger RNA from Sporisorium graminicola, 639 nucleotides. RefSeq lists its product as uncharacterized. The record is from RefSeq and is a predicted model, not a curated record. Lineage: Eukaryota; Fungi; Basidiomycota; Ustilaginomycetes; Ustilaginales; Ustilaginaceae. The transcript has 5 exons. The coding region runs from base 1 to 639 and encodes 212 amino acids.